Molecule: messenger RNA, 635 nt
Organism: Brassica oleracea var. oleracea
Lineage: Eukaryota; Viridiplantae; Streptophyta; Magnoliopsida; Brassicales; Brassicaceae
Product: protein RALF-like 17
Source: RefSeq, a predicted model, not a curated record
AUGGCUGCAGCUAGAGAGUUUAUCAUAUGUUGCCUCUUAUCACUUCUUUUGUGCACUUCUUUCAUGCGAGUCGUGUCUAGUGCUGCGGACGUCAGCAGAGGAGGAUGUGGCGGCGGCGAUGGAAGUCUCCGGGACGAUAAUGAGCGGUGUUUGGAGGAGGUCAAAGAUGACGAUGAUGAUGACGUGGAUAAUGUUUACAAAGUGAUUAACAAGAUGAGGAUAUAUGCUUGAUCAUGCAUGGUUCAUCGGUUCAUUAUAUAGUCAUACUUUUCUUUGUUUAAAUUUUAUUUUCUCUUGCAUGCAAAUCAAUUUCCCUCGAUUGAUUCGCUGUUCAACCAGAUUGAUCGGCAGAUAAGGAACAAGAUCUUGAGUUUCCGAUCCACAAACCCGAAGAGAGUUUCAGAGAUGAUGCAACAAUGGCUCCGAUGAUCGACUAAAGACAACGAUCGCUUCACCUCUGCGCUUCACCUCUCCGUAACUUCUCCUCUUCAUCACAAAAAACCACUUCCUUCCUCUCCUUUCCUCUCAGCUGGACUUUUCAAGGAUAAUUGGGUUAUUACUAUAUGAGUUACUGGACUUGCUCUUAAACUAGAGCCAUUGGGCUUUUGUAAAAUCUUUUUAAUUUGCAUUUUAUA